Molecule: messenger RNA, 1438 nt
Organism: Oryza brachyantha (malo sina)
Lineage: Eukaryota; Viridiplantae; Streptophyta; Magnoliopsida; Poales; Poaceae
Product: probable inactive leucine-rich repeat receptor kinase XIAO
Exons: 1
Coding region: 1-1272 (423 amino acids)
Molecular function (GO): protein binding
Source: RefSeq, a predicted model, not a curated record
AUGGCUUCCAUUCCUCCUCGGGUGCAGCUGCUGGAGUUGGUCGUCGUCGUCCUCCAACAAGCGGCCGCCGCGAUGGUGGCCACAUUCCCUGGGGACGCGGCGGCGCUCGCGUCGCUGAAGUCGGCCGUGGACGCGGCCUCCGUGCCGGCCUACUCCUGCCUCGCGUCGUGGGACUUCGCCCGCGACCCCUGCGCCGUGUUCCCCUGCGGCGUCCGCUGCUACGCGCCGCCCAACUCGUCCUACCACCGCGUCACCGGCGUGUCGCUCGACCCGGCGGGGUACUCCGGCACGCUCCCCACGACGGUCUUCGCCUCGCUCCCAUUUCUCGCGUUCCUAUCACUCGCCAGCAACCGCUUCCACGGCGCGCUCCCGGCGGGGGCCCCGCUGCAGCCGGGCCUCCGCGUCCUUGACCUCUCCGGGAACGCCUUCACCGGCGAGAUACCAGCGUCGUUCUUCACCCCGGCGUCGUCUCUCGAGGAGCUCUACCUCUCCCGCAACGCGUUCUCCGGCGGCAUUCCGCCGCAGGUCGCGUCCCUGGGGGCCCUGAAACGGAUGGAGCUGCAGCACAACGGCCUCACCGGGAGCCUGCCGCUUAUGGGCACGAUGCGCUCGCUCGCCUACCUCGAUCUGAGCGGCAACGCGCUGUCCGGCUCGCUCCUCGACGCGCCGGGACGGCUGCCGAGCUCGCUCGUCUCCGUCGUCGCGCGCAACAACAGCUUCGCCGGGCCGUUGCAGGCCGCGGCCCUGGCCGCGCUGCCGGCAAUGCGGGUGCUCGACCUCACGGGCAAUGCGGUGACCGGGGCAGUUCCCGGCGCCGCGUUCGCGCACCCGUCGCUGCAGCAGCUGCGGCUGGGUUCCAACCAGCUCGGCACUGUCGAGGAGGCGCCCGACGGCGGCGCGUCGAGCCAGCUCGUCGAGCUGGACCUCGGUGGCAACAGGCUCACCGGGCGGCUGCCCGGAUGCGUCGCGGCGAUGCCGCGGCUCGCGGUCGUCGGGCUUGACCGGAACCGGUUCACCGGCGGCGUACCGAACCAGUACGCCGCCCGGGCGACGGCGGAUGGGCCCACCGACAAGUGGGUCCCAUUUGUCAGGCUGAUGCUGCAGGGGAACUAUCUGUGUGGGGCCCUGCCGAGCCAGCUGAGGCAGCUGAAGGACGAAGGCGCGGUGGUGAGCUUGGCGGACAACUGCUUGCCGAGGUGUCCGCACAAGUUCUCCUUCUGCCAAGGGGCCCCGCAGAAAAGCAAUGCCACGUGUCCGAAAUGCUACCCAUGAAAUAAUUUUUUUUUCUGUGAAUAAGAUAUGCCAUUGACUGUAGAUAAAUUCUUGUUUGUGUUUCAGUUUUAGAAUUUCGAUGUUAUCGACGGGAAAUAAAUGUAAUAACGUGGAAAUGUGCCACAGUAACCCGCUUGAAUGGAUGUGUUGAAUGGUUGUACUAAAC